AUGCAGGAAGCUCAACGUCUUCGUGGCUUGUUCUCUCUAGUAUUGGUGCUUUUGUUUAUAGACAGCUGGUUUGUCACGAACGGAUAUCCGAAGCAGCUUAUCAAUCCUUGGAUAAGACCAUCAUUAAUAUCAUCGAAACUGAUGAAAACAAGAAGGGCCUCUGGGACAACUAUUAGUUACAGACUUGAUUCAUGGUCUCAGUAUGAUAAUCCUGAAGAAGGUACAAAACGAGAGGGGGAUUUACAGCUUUCGAAAACGGGAAAAACCAUUACAACCGAUGAAACUUUACUGUGGCCCAAUGGUAUUGUGAAUUACUACGUUCAUUCGUCGAUAGCUAAUGAGCCGAUGAAAUUCGCUGUGCUGGAAAAAGCGUUACAUACCAUAAUGUCCAAGACAUGCAUUAAAUUCGUGCGUAUACAAGAACACGCAAAGCUCCCUGCAAAUAUGAGUUGGGUCAAUAUCACGGGUCACCGGAAAGGUUGCUUCUCCAAUUUAGGACAUAAAGCAUGUGGGCCUACUACUUUAAACCUAGACGUGAACGCGUGCUUCCGUACGAUUGGACACGCGAUACACGAGAUGUUGCACAUUUUAGGUGUAUACCAUGAGCAUAUGAGACCAGAUCGCGACGAAUACAUUACUAUAAUGUGGGAAAAUAUAAAAAAGGGAAAUGCAUUCAACUUCUAUAUAUUGAAUAAUACCGUAAUAACCGAUUAUGGUUUACCGUACGAUUACGACAGCAUAAUGCACUAUUCUAUGACGGCGUUUUCUAUUAAUAAGUCGCUUCCUACAAUAAUACCUACGUUGUCUUAUGUAGAGAUCGGUCAAAGAAGUCACUUGUCAUAUUAUGAUAUACAGAAAUUGCGAAUUGCUUAUAAUUGCAGUGCCGUCGAUACUAAUAAAUUGAAAAAGAAUGAAGAAUCCAACUUGGAAAAACCCAAGAGACGCAAAGAAUUGCCGCAACAAAAUAAAACAGACAUUAAAAUAAAAGUAAAACCACAAAUGCCGAUGAUUAUUAUACAGAAUUCGAUAUCAAACAAACUGGAUAAGAAUGCUGACCUAGAAAUGCCAAUGAACAAAUUUAAUCAAUAUUAUCGUUAA
Wasmannia auropunctata (little fire ant) is the source of this 1098-nucleotide messenger RNA. Its product is annotated as zinc metalloproteinase nas-4-like. The transcript is spliced from 6 exons. The coding region runs from base 1 to 1098 and encodes 365 amino acids. NCBI's taxonomy places the organism in Eukaryota, Metazoa, Arthropoda, Insecta, Hymenoptera, Formicidae. Gene Ontology annotation, biological process: proteolysis. Gene Ontology annotation, molecular function: zinc ion binding; metalloendopeptidase activity. The record is from RefSeq and is a predicted model, not a curated record.